CACCCGUUGCCCACUGAUCCGGCCGGGCGGUAAACACACGGCGCGCAGCCAGCCACGCAUCGCUCCCCACGAAGAGAUCCGCCGAAGGUGCGCGUGCAGGCUGUGGGCGCGCAUGCGCGCUCACGGCGUUCGGGUGCCGAUCGCGCAGCGCGGAAGUCGGUCGGAUCCGCCCCCACCCGACCCCACCGGGUCCGGCGGGACCCGCGCCGGAGCCGGAGCCGGAGCCGGAGCCGGCACUGGGACUCUCGCGGUCAUGGGCCCGGCCCGGUGGCUGCCGGUGGUCGCGGCGCCGCGAGCUCGCGUCAAACAGUGACCGGGGGACGGGGGGGUGUGCGCGUCGCUGGACGCCGUUGGACAUCGCGGGACCCGUGGAUACUUCCCCGACACCUGCGAGGAACGCCACCGGUUCCCUGAGGACUUGGACGCGUACGGAUGGACCUCGGACCCAGAAUGCGUUGACGAAGCGAGAGACUGGCAGGUCCCGAGAUGUCCGCCGUCACCAGUCCAUAUGGCCCCAUGGAGAUGCUCUCUGACUCGGUUUACAACUACGCGACGUCCCACCGGGGUGCAGCAGACCAGGACAGCGAUUCCCAAUUCGAGUCCCAGUCGCAGCUGCAGAUCUCGGCGAUGCAGAAGCCGCGAAACAAGAGGAAGAACUUCAAGCCGAUAAGCAGCAGGAUGGCGGAGGUGUCGGACUCGUCCGACAGGGACGAGGACGACGACAUCGUCGAGGUGAGCUCGAACGAGAUCCUCGAGUACCAGAGGAAGAAGAUGAUGCCCACGGAGGAGAGGUCCAAGCAGAGGCUCAACAACAACGAGAGCAGCCCGAUGGACCUCUCGGUGGCGACAAGGCCGCCAUCGUCGGAGGCCGACGAGGACAGCGGGGACUCCCUGAGACACAAGUUCAUCCUGGAGCAACUGCGCCCGCAGAAGCUCUACUCUCCCAGUCCCGAGGUCAGGAGUCCGACGUCGGAGUCCUCGGAGAAAAGCGGGAGCGGGGCCAUGGACGCGGACGUGGACGCCGAGGCCGGUCGGCUGGACGAGCAGGAUGCGGUCCGGUUCGAGCACGAGCGGGCCCAGGAGGGCGAGGGCGAGCUCGUCGUCGCGGGCAAGGCGAUCGUGCCCACGGAAGGGAUGAGGGAGUACGCCGAGUCCGCCAUGCAGGAGCUGCUUGCGAUCUACGGCCUCGCCGGCGGAGAGCUGGCCAAGUCGGUCAGUCGGCAGCUGCCACCCACCUUCCUCGACCCACCCGUCGGUCACCAGCCCCAGGGUAAAGCGAACGACGCCUCGUCCAUGGCCCCGGGGAGCCCACCAACGCCACCUCACACACCUCAGAGUCCACCGAGGCAGAUCCCGCCGUCUGGGAACCUCUCUCAGUCGUGCCAAACCUCCAAUUCGGGCUCUCCCAGUCUUCCCAACCCCCUGCAGGCGAUGCCAAGUUCACCCCUAAGUCAGAUCCUGGUGCAAAACCCAGCCUUGGCUCAGCUACUCCAGCAGAACCCGGCGAUUCUCAACCAAAACCCUCAGCUGGCCCAGCUGCUGCAGCAAAACCUCCAGGUCCAGAUGGGCAACGUCCUCUUUCAGGGCGUCCGAAGAGAGGAGCACGAAGAAGUUAAGGUGCCGCCGACGAUAGCUAGCCUGGCGGCGAUGACGGUGGAGGCGGCUGACCCGAAGGUUUCCGCACUGUUCAGACAGAGCAUGUCCCCCGUGGCGGACCCCCUGAUCGGCGGUACGAAAUCGACGGUACCCCAGCCGAUAAUCGAUUAUUCGCGAUACGUGAGGAGGUACUCCUCCGGGCAGGAGUGCGGAAGCUCGUACUGCAAGGAACUCGGGUGCCGCGAGCACUUCCAUUGCUUGGAUUGCAGUGGUAGGGUGUUCGUGAAAAAGGAGGAGAUGAUCAGGCACUUCAAGUGGCACAAAAAGAGGGACGAGUCCUUGCAGCACGGUUUCAUGAGGUACUCGCCCACGGACGACUGUUCGGAGAGGCACCCCGGGCGAGCGUGUCCCCACAACCGGAAACAAACCCACUACCACUGCAUCCACGAAAACUGCGACAAGGUUUACAUAUCGACGUCCGACGUGCAGAUGCACGCCAACUAUCACCGUAAGGAUUCGGCUAUUAUUCAGGAAGGUUUUCAGCGGUUUAGAGCUACCGAGAGUUGCGGAGCUGAUCACUGUCCCUUCGCAGGACAGAGGACGACGCACUUCCACUGUAGGCGUCCCGGUUGCCGGUUCACCUUCAAGAACAAGGCCGACAUGGAGAAGCACAAGUCCUACCACAUCAAGGACGAGCAGCUCUCGCGGGACGGCUUUAAGAAGUUCAUGAAGUCCGAGGCGUGCUCCUUCGAGCAGUGCCGCUUCUCCAAGGUGUGCAACCACAUCCACUGCAUCCGUCCGCACUGCAGCUACGUCCUCCACUCGGCCAGCCAGCUCUACUCGCACAAGCGGAAGCACGAGAGGCACGAGACCGAGCUGGCCUACCGGAAGUACAAGCAGGGGAGUCUGGGCUCGGUCGGGGGCGCCCGCCCCCCGGGGUCCUGGGCCCCCGACGACCUCGGGCCCCAGACCAUGGCGCUGAGCCUGAACGGCGAGAGCUCCAACGAGGGCAGGGGCUCGCCCUACUCGAUGGACUACUACUCGAUGGACGACUCCUUCCAAAGCGCGAGUGACCUCGCCAUGGACCUGACGGCGCCUGCCGCGGCGCUCGGCUCCUCGGCCGCGGCCUCCUCGACCUCCGCCGCCACUGCCGUCGUCGCAGCCGCCGCCGCAACGACGGCCGAUCAGCGGCAGCUCACCCCGGCUGAGCUGGCCUACCUGGCGCCUGCAGGCGCCGAGUGCCCCUGUCAGCUGGCCAGGGAUCACCACCACUGCGGCCUGGACCGCUGCGGUGCCACCCUGCGGGACCCUCGCGAGGUCCGGGACCACCUCCGGGAGCACGAGACCCAGGAGCGCGUAACCGACGCCUACUUCGAGGAGGGCGGCUGUGAGGAAGGCUGCCCCUAUGCCGACAAGGAGAAGCACUACCACUGCACCUGGGAGAACUGCCGCGAGGUCAUCCUCUCGACGGACAAGCCCUUCCGGAGGCUGCAGCACUACAAGAUCCACGAGUACAGCAGGCAGCUCAACCUCUCGUGCUCCUCCCACGCCCUGUCUCCGGACGUUACCCUCACCCACCUGACCAACAUCGAUGCGAUGUUCAGGCGGAAACGCGGCCGGCCACCGAAGAACCGGGUCAUCGAGAUCUGGUCCGGCGGAGACCCCGCCACGCAUACCCAGGACACGCCGCAGGCCAUCUUCACCAGCUUCAAGCUGCCCAAGCCCGCGUCCAGCAACGCGCCUACCCCUCAGCCGGACGACCGGGACGGGAGCGUGUCGCCCUCGAACAGCCUGGGGGAGCCCGAAGGGUUCUCCACGUACAACCCCGAGGGGUGUCCCGACGUCGCCUGCGUGCUGCGCUCCACCAGGCAUCACCACUGCUCUCAGCCCAGGUGUCACUUCUGCACCGACAGGCCCGAUCAGCUGCUGAUGCACAGCAAGGACUUCCACGACAACGUCGACAUCCUCCCCGGGUUCGCCUUCUUCGACAAGAUGGUGGACUGCCGGCUCCCCGGGUGCUACAGCAACCGGGUCAACCGGCACUUCCACUGUACCAGACCAAAUUGCGCCUACACCUUCGUGAGGUACUCGACGAUGUCCCUGCACGAGAAGCAACACUCCACUCGUUCCGAGACCCCCGUCACGGAGAUGAACCAGGAGACGCAGACGCAGUGCCAGAGUCUCCUGCAGGAGAUCAAGCCCAGAAUACAAGUGAAGAAUCCCGCCGACCUGAUAGUCAAGUCGGAAGACGGCUCGGAGGAGAACAAACCCGCGACCGAGGACAAGAAAUCCGAGGUUCCUAGUCCCGAUGCCAGCAAGACUACCGUGGUGAGGGCGGCAGGCACCUAUUAUCCGGUCAGCGGACCGCCGAGCGAACCCGCACUUCCGGGCGCCAUGCUAUCCAUGCGAGCUUCCGUGCACCAAGAGACCCAGGUCCUUCCGUCGACGAGCGCCUCGCCGCACACCCUCUACGGCCCCGAGCAAAGCUGCAGCAGACCCUUUUGCAAGCUGAAGCGCAAGAACCACUAUCACUGCAACGCGUGCAAUCAAGCGUUCUCGGAGCUGGAUCGACUGGUGGCGCACAUAGCCAAACACUCGACCGGGGCCAUCCUGAGUCAACAGCACGACCUGGCCUCCCAGAGUCGGGGGGCGGUGCGGCACGACUACCUGGCCGAGCUCUCCCAGAAGCACGAUUUCAUGGCCCAAAACGCUCAAAUGGCUCAGAACAUCCAGAACUUCCAGAACAUGCACCGUCAGAUGCAGCAGACUCUGGGUCAGAUGGGUCAGCAGGUGCAGGUGAAGGAGGUCAAGCUGGAGAGUCCCCGAUGCAGCAGCGACUCCGGCUCUCAAGGGAUGCCGGGGGUGAAGAAGGAACAAGCCGAAGUCAACCGAGACGAGGGCAACGGUGCCAUGGCCGAAGGGAACGAGAACGGCCAAAUCCCUCAGGCCCUGGCGCAGAAUCUCCAGCAAUCCCCGGCCCCCUCCGGCUUCGAGCUGGACCUGAGCCACGGCUUCCACUUCCCGAGUCCGGCGGUAAUGGCCGCGAUGAACCAGCAAAUAGCGCUGAUGAACCAGGCCCUUCCCCCGUUUCUGCAACACGGGGGAAUGUAUGCCGGCGGUCCGGGGUUGAUGUUCGCUCCGGGUCUGCCUCCGGGCAACUUCCUUCCGCCGUCCAGGGACGAAAACCCCCUGGCCUCGCUAGCGGCCAACUUGAAGAUGGGAGGGAAGAGGGCCCUGUCGCCCUCCGACUCUUCUCCGGAAGCCAAGAAGCAGAGACUCCACCACUCCAUGAGGAUGUUGAAGGACGAGCCCGUUCCCGAGGGGUACGUCAGGUUCAGGUUCAACGAGGAUUGCAGGUACCCGCACUGCGGCUACCGGGAGCACCAGACCCACUUCCACUGCAUGCGCCAGGACUGCGGGUAUUCGUUCUGCGACAAAACCCGGUUCGUCCAGCACACCGCCCGACACGAGCGCCUGGACACUCUCAUGGGCGGGGACUUCCAGCAGUACCGAGCCAAUGUUCCCUGCGGAAGGUCCCAGUGCGCGUACACCUCCUCCCUGGGCUCCAUGCAGAACAAGGCCUCGCACUUCCACUGCCUGAAGUGCGACUUCGUCUGCACCGACACGAACAAGGUCGUAGGACACCGGCGCCAACACGCGAAGCUGGACAGCAUCGCGGCGGCCGGGUUCCAGAAGUUCACGCCCAGCCAGCCCUGCGGAGCGGUCCAGUGCCAGCACUCGGGGAAGCAGACCCACUACCACUGCCUCCAGUGCCAGUACGCAGUGUUGGGUCUGGCCCAGAUGUCGGCCCACAAGUACCGCCACAUGGACGGCUAAGGUCCGCGGCGUAGCACCGUCGACGGCGACUCGACGGUUAGAGGCUCCUCAAGGUUCUCGUCCCUUCCCAGGACCCCGACAUUCCCCGAAACGCCCGAACGUCCUACUCUCCUCGCGCGGGUGGCGAGGGAUCUCGGUCCGCUCCCAGGGGAGGCGAUUCCCACCUCGCUAGUAGUUAAAUGCGUCCACCUACGGAGGUCCGAGACGACAAGACGACGACGCGUAUCCGUAUAGCUUUAGCACGAAAAAGACACAUCGUUUUAUUUAAUAGAGCCGACACACGCGGCAGUACUCGCCUUAACGUAGUUAUAGUACCUACUCGCGGAGAUGCGCCCAGGGACGCGUAGCCGUUCCGUCUGGCCUCUAGGGACUCCUAGUUAGUUAAUGCAAAGCGCGACCAGCGAGACGGGUCGAGUGGGGCCGCUUCGACCGGUAAAACCGAGACCCUGGCCAAACCCGAAACCCCGGCGUCUCUCUCGGUCGUUGAUCGGAAAAGUGGCCGAGGGUUCGUGGUUUAGCGGUCGGCUACGUUGCGAGCGGCGACAAGACAACCCCAAAGAGGGUGAACUCGGCACGAGCGUCGUCUCCUCGCUGACUCGGAGACGGGGAAGGACUGGCGGACUCUCGGGGGGAAGCUCCGCGAGCACGAUUUCGGGGUGCACUAGGGGUAAACGGUAACGCGAGCACGUGGUCGCCAAGAGCCGUACUAAAGAUACCUUCCGGGUGAGAGUCGCGCCCACCGGGUACGUAUAAUCGUAUUACAAACAGUAUUGAGAUACUUUAAUUAAACGAAAAAGACUGCCAGCCAGGAACGAGGAGGAGGGAGAUGAUUUUCGCAAGGCGGACCGCAUAGGCGGUAAAAGAAAAAAAAAAAAAAAA
Molecule: messenger RNA, 6312 nt
Organism: Orussus abietinus
Lineage: Eukaryota; Metazoa; Arthropoda; Insecta; Hymenoptera; Orussidae
Product: zinc finger protein castor homolog 1
Exons: 10
Coding region: 487-5433 (1648 amino acids)
Biological process (GO): regulation of neuron differentiation; positive regulation of transcription by RNA polymerase II
Cellular component (GO): nucleus
Molecular function (GO): DNA-binding transcription factor activity, RNA polymerase II-specific; RNA polymerase II transcription regulatory region sequence-specific DNA binding
Source: RefSeq, a predicted model, not a curated record